This is a messenger RNA of Pimephales promelas (fathead minnow), 1227 nucleotides long. NCBI's taxonomy places the organism in Eukaryota, Metazoa, Chordata, Actinopteri, Cypriniformes, Leuciscidae. The record is from RefSeq and is a predicted model, not a curated record.
UUGAACGUUUUUUCCAAAAGUAACCAUGUCACUCCCUCUUUGUAUUGAAGAUAAUCCCCCAUUUUCACAGAGAUCCAGACACCACCAGACCAAAUCAAAUGAUUUCAUGAAGAUUUCAAUCCAACCCAAGUCACUGUCAACAGAUGUCUCUGGGGCAAGCUGAGGGCCAGCACUUCAACAAGCCUGAAACACAUCUGUGGCAGCAGCACAGCAGUGUUAGAGUUAUUUGAGCGUGAGGGAGUGAUUCAAGCACCUCAGGAUCUGCAGCUCCAGGACUCCAGACCUGCUCCAACCUGGAUGGAUCACAGGCAAAAGAGGCUGCAGAGUAAAUCAUCUCCACCAAAGUUGGAUGUCUUUCCUUGAGGGUUUGCUGGGAAGUGCCAUUGACUUGUGCAAGGCUGCUGUUAUCAACCUGGAAUAAUGUCCAUGGACUGGCGUGACAGGCUGAUCAUAGGCUUGUUUGUGAUGCUUAUCCUGAGUCUCAGCUGCUGUGCUGGACAGAGCUAUGAACGCUGGGAGGCUGGGUCCUCGUGCUAUGGAGGGUUUGACCUCUAUUUUGUGCUGGACAAGUCUGGAAGUGUACAGCACCACUGGAAUGAGAUCUACUACUUUGUUGAUCACCUUGCACACAAGUUCAUCAGCCCCCAGCUCCGAAUGUCCUUUAUAGUCUUUUCAACAGAGGGAAGGAUCCUGAUGAAACUUACAGAGGACAGGGAUCAGAUCCGUGCUGGGCUGGAGGAGCUUCAGCAUGUCUUACCGGGUGGAGAUACCUUCAUGCACAAAGGUUUUCAGAGGGCAAGCGAGCAGAUCUACUAUGGAACAGGUGACGGAUACCGCACAGCGAGUGUCAUCAUUGCUCUGACUGAUGGAGAACUGCGCGAGAAUGAAUUUGACUUGGCAGCCAGAGAGGCCGGUCGCUCACGUCAGUUGGGAGCUUCUGUGUAUUGUGUUGGAGUGAAGGACUUUAAUGAAACCCAGCUGGCAACAAUAGCCGACAGCGAAGAUCACGUCUUUCCUGUUAAUGAUGGCUUUGAAGCACUGCAAGGGGUCAUUGAUUCAAUUCUGAAGAGAUCCUGUAUAGAGAUCCUUGCUGUGGAGCCCUCGAGUAUUUGUGCAGGAGAAUCCUUUGAGGUGGUGGUUCAAGGGAACGGAUUCCUUCACGCCCGCGAUGUGAGCAGAAUCCUUUGCAGCUUCCGUAUCAACAACACCCUCACCGUGAGUAAGUGA